Messenger RNA from Candida albicans SC5314, 1365 nucleotides. RefSeq lists its product as uncharacterized. The record is from RefSeq and is a predicted model, not a curated record. The coding region runs from base 1 to 1365 and encodes 454 amino acids. The transcript has a single exon. Lineage: Eukaryota; Fungi; Ascomycota; Pichiomycetes; Serinales; Debaryomycetaceae.
AUGGUAGUAAAAAAAAAUCGGUUCUGUCCCGCCCCCGCCCCCCGCCCCCACUUCUAUUUUUUUUUACUCACAUCUUCCAUUCAAGGUAAAAAUCUAUUUCAUAACAUUUCCAUCACUACAUAUCAAAUUUGUCCACGUCCACGUCCACGUCCACGUCCACUUACUUACUUAAUGUCUUGUGAUUCACCAAUAAUAGUUUCAUUAAAUGAUUUGAAAACAGAUGAAGGAUACCCUGGAUUAAAAGAUGAAAUUUUAGAAAAAGCUUUUGGACCUAAUUCAUUAGGUAUAAUAAUUAUUAAAGAUUUACCAAUUCAAUUCGUUGAAUUAAGAAAAAAAGUUUUAAUUAGUGCAUCUAAAUUAGCUAAUUUACCAACUGAUCAAUUGAAAUCAUUAGAAUGUGAAAAAAAUUAUUGGUUAACGGGUUGGUCAUGUGGUAAAGAGAAAUUACGACAAACUAAUAAUAAUAAUAAUAAUAAUAACUACUCAAUACCUGAUGAUAAAAAAGGAUCAUUUUAUAUUAAUUGUAGUUUUUAUAAAGAUGAUAAACUUGAGUCACCUCCACAAGAAUUAGUUGAUAAAUUUCCAAAUCAUUUAACUUAUACAAUGAAGAAUAUUUGGCCGCCAGAAGAUGAAAAUUCUGGUUUAAUAGGAUUUAAACAAAAUUUGAAAAAUUUAUGUAAUUUAAUAAUUUCAAUAUCAGAAUCAGUGGCUAUUAAUUGUGAUAAAUAUAUUAAAUCACAUUAUCCAAAUGAUUAUCCUUCAAAUGAUUAUUUAACAAAAAUUGUUCAGAAUUCAACUUGUACAAAAGCAAGAUUAUUACAUUAUUUCCCCAACUACAACUACAACUACAACUACAACAACAAGGAGGAGGAGAAGGAGGAGGAGGAGGAUAACAACAACCUCACAGAUCUCGAGGCUGAAGCCUUGUCUGAUGAUAAUUGGUGUGGUGAACAUUUAGAUCAUUCUUGUUUGACAGGAUUAACAUCAGCUUUAUAUAUUGAUGAAUCAAAAGGAUUAAACCCACACCAUGCUGCUGCUGCUGCUGCUGUUGUUCUUGACAAUUCUUCUCCUGAUCUAGAUCCUGAUUCAGGAUUAUAUAUUAAAAAUCGUCAAAAUGAUAAAAUUAUUAAAAUUAAUAUUCCUCAUGAUUGUUUAGCUUUCCAAUCAGGUUCAACUUUACAACAAGUAUCAAAAAAUAAAUUUAAAGCUGUACCUCAUUUUGUUAAAAGUGGUAACAAUAAUAAAGGUAAAUCUAUUGCUAGAAAUACUUUGGCAGUUUUCAUUCAACCAAAUUUAGAUGAAAUGGUUAAUGAAAUGGAAAAUUUUGCUCAAUAUUCUGAUCGAAUUUUAAAAUCUAAUCAUUGA